Aspergillus novofumigatus IBT 16806 is the source of this 1053-nucleotide messenger RNA. It is a transcript of the gene egl3, whose product is annotated as putative extracellular endoglucanase/cellulase. Gene Ontology annotation, cellular component: extracellular region. NCBI's taxonomy places the organism in Eukaryota, Fungi, Ascomycota, Eurotiomycetes, Eurotiales, Aspergillaceae. The coding region runs from base 102 to 980 and encodes 292 amino acids. Gene Ontology annotation, molecular function: cellulose binding; hydrolase activity, hydrolyzing O-glycosyl compounds. Gene Ontology annotation, biological process: glucan catabolic process. The record is from RefSeq and is a predicted model, not a curated record. The transcript has a single exon.
UCAUCUUCGAUACCAGUGAGACUCCCGACCACCGGAGACCUUUCAGCUUUGAUAGCUUGGAAUUGUUAGGCUGAUGUUUUCCAGACAACGAAUACCACGAUAUGGACCAGACUCUGGUGCUCAAUUUGAACCAGGCCGCCAUCAAUGGUAUCCGUGCUGCCGGUGCCACGACGCAAUACAUCUUUGUUGAGGGUAACCACUACAGUGGUGCCUGGACCUGGGUUGACAACAAUGACAACCUUAAGAGUCUGAAGGAUCCUCAGGACAAGAUCGUCUUUGAGAUGCACCAGUACCUUGACUCGGACGGUUCUGGUACCUCCGAGUCCUGUGUCAGCUCCACUAUCGGCCAGGAGCGUGUGAAGUCUGCCACUCAGUGGCUCAAGGACAACAGCCUCAAAGGAUUCCUUGGAGAGUUCGCCGGUGGUGUCAACUCCCAGUGCGAGACCGCCGUUGAGGGUCUUCUCUCUUACAUGUCCGAGAACAGCGAUGUCUGGCUCGGUGCUGAGUGGUGGUCUGCCGGCCCCUGGUGGGGAACUUAUAUGUACAGUCUCGAGCCUACUAGCGGUCCUGCCUACUCGACCUACCUUCCCAUUCUGAAGACGUACUUUGUGAGCGGCACCGACACUUCGUCCUCCUCUUCCUCGACCACCGGUUCUACUACCUCUGUGAUCAAACCAACCACUUCUGCCCCUACUCAGGUUCAGGUCGUCGACACUUCUUCCCCUUCCUCUACUCCUACUCCAACUCCAUCCUCUGUGCCUGCAGCUGAGGCUCCCGCUCCCGCGCCUAUUGAGUCUGCUCAACCUUCCAUUGCUGCUUCCACAACCCCGACGACCGCCGCUGCUUCAACUUCUGCUUCUGCCUCUGGCGUCGCCAAGCACUGGUACCAGUGUGGUGGAAUCAACUGGACCGGCCCUACAACCUGCGAGAGCGGCUACACCUGUGUUAAGCAGAACCCUUACUACCACCAGUGUGUUUAAUUUAACCGUGGGUCACUGCACUCGGAGGGUGACGGGCAGCUGGGAUAAGGUGAGUGUCGUGGGUCGUUCUAGG